Coniophora puteana RWD-64-598 SS2 is the source of this 2557-nucleotide messenger RNA. RefSeq lists its product as uncharacterized. Bases 87 to 2459 code for a protein of 790 amino acids. Lineage: Eukaryota; Fungi; Basidiomycota; Agaricomycetes; Boletales; Coniophoraceae. The transcript has 14 exons. The record is from RefSeq and is a predicted model, not a curated record.
GUUUCAAGCGACGGCUGUCUUGAAGGCAGACCGAAGCUCGAGGUUUAAAGCCUCACCAAAUCAUGUUCAGUUUUUCGUGAACAGCCAUGCAUUUCAUCCCUUUACGAGUUCUGGUUCUUGCCGCUGGACUUACUGGUCUCACCCUCUGGCAAAGGGAGCUCUACAAGGCAGAGCCCAUCCUCAGCUGGUCAUCGGUGCUUUGGACGCUCACCAUCUGGACCGCCGCUGUGACCUUGGCUGUCAACACCGUCGGAAAGGAACUUUGGCCCUACGUGCGGUUCAUCUGGCACUGCUUCAUUCAGCCCGUCAAGGGUGCUGACCAGAGAGCGCGACUAGACCAGUUCUACGAAGGACAAGCCCAUGUCUACGACGCGACUCGCAACAGACUCCUCAGGGGACGAAACACAAUGCUGAACCUCUGUGCGGGCCACCUCCGUACCAUGCAGCAGACUGCGCCCAAGCAGCGUCUCGUCUGGGUGGACAUCGGCGGAGGAACCGGCCACAACAUCGAGCUCAUGGAUAAACACUUCCCCAUCUCGUCCUUCGACGCCGUCUACCUCGUCGACCUGUGCGAGCCCCUCCUUCGCGUCGCGCGCGAGCGCUUCGCAAAGAAGGGCUGGAAAAACGUUCACGUGCUCUGCCAGGACGCGUCUGAGUUCUCGCUCCCCGAGUGGGCGGGCAGCGACCCCAAAGGGAGCGUGAGCUUCGUCACGAUCAGCUACGCCCUCUCCAUGAUACCGAACUUCUACACCCUCCUCGACCGGGUCGACCACGUCCUCUCGCCCGCGCACGGACUCGUCGGCGUCGUCGACUUCUACACAUCGGGGAGGCAGCCGUCGCUGCACGAGCGCGCGAUCGGCGGGGCGAGCCGCGAGUGCGGCUGGCUCAGCCGCUGGUUCUGGCAGAUCUGGUUUGACUUCGACCAUGUCUCGCUCUCGCCACACAGGAGGGACUAUUUGGAGUACAAGUUCGGCACGGUGAAGGCCUAUAACGGGAGGAACCGUUUCGUGCUUCCGUUCAUCGUCCGGAUCCCAUACUACAUCUGGCUCGGCCGCUCGCGCUCAUGCGACGUGUCCCGGUUCUGCCACGCGUUCGAGGUCGAGGGCGGCAACAUGAUCGGGAACUGCUCGCCUGUCCCGUUCACAGCCGUUAGCGCAUCCCCCGCCGAGGAAAAGGAGAUCCCGGCGCUCGAGAUCGGCGAGCCGGUUAUGGAUCCAGAGGUUGGGGGGCGCACGGUGGGGCAGGCGACGAUUGUUAAUAUCACGCCGCCGUUGAGCUCUUUCCACUAUGGGAUCGGGAAGCCGUGGCGUCUUCCAUACUAUGAGCAGCCUAUUCACAAGGAGUUUAGAACGUUCAUAUACUCGUUUACAUGGGAGGACCCCAUGGAAGAUAUGAAGUACCUCGAGCUCUCAAAAGACGACUCGAUGCUCGUCAUCACCUCUGCGGGCGACAAUGCGCUGCACUAUGCCAUCGCUGCUCAGCCUAAGCGAAUUCACUGCGUGGACAUGAACCCGUGUCAAGGCCACCUCCUCGAGCUCAAGCUCGCCGCCCUCUCCGCUCUCUCGCACGAUGACUUCUUCCAGCUCUUCGGCGCAGGCCGCCACCCCUCCUUCCGCGCGCUGCUCGACGCGCGCCUCGCGCCAUUGCUCUCCUCCACCGCAUACCAGUUCUGGCGUAUCAACGAGCGCGCGUUCGACUCCGGCUUCUACCUGCAGGGCUACGCCGGCUGGGCCUUGCGCCUCGCGCAGCUCGUGUUCACGCUCGCGGGCGUGCGCGCGGACGCGGAGGCGCUGUGCAGCGCAGGCAGCGUCGCGGAGCAGGAGCGCAUCUGGCGCGAGCGGCUGCGGCCGGUGCUGCUCAGCGCGCCGGUCGUCGCGGUCCUGAGGAGCCCGGUGUUUUGCUGGAACGCGCUGGGCGUGCCGCUGAACCAGCGGAGGAUGUUGAUGGAGGAGGGGAGCGUGUAUGAGUUUGUGAGGGAUACGUUCGAUCCGUUGCCUGGGACGUGGUCGUUCAGGGAUGACGCGUAUUUCUAUCCUUUGGCUUUGACGGGGCACUAUACCCGCACGUCCUGCCCUGCGUAUCUCACACCUUCAGGGUAUGAGACGCUUCGGGCGAAUAAGGGAGAGGCGAUGGACGCUUUCCGUCUGCACACGGACUCGAUCAUCAAUGUCCUCCGCGGUCUAACGGACUCCUCGCUGACUCGAGCCGUGAUCAUGGACCACCUCGAUUGGUUUGCGCCCGGCUCCAAGGACGUAGACGAAGAAGUCGCGGAGUUCCACAGGGUACUAUCGUCCGGCGGCUUUGUGCUAUGGCGCUCGGCAGCUCGUAAGCCCUGGUACGCUGAAGUCUUUGAGCGCCAGGGAUUUGUCGUUACACCCAUCAGUGUCAGGAAGGGCCCCGAAGUUGCGCUUGAUAGGGUCAACAUGUACGCGUCGUUCUACCGGGCUGUGAAGGUCUAACCAUUCAUGUAUUUUAUCUUGUUCAUUUGUACUAUAAGGGUAGAUAAUUUUUGUUGUAAAGCCAGGCCUAUAGACGUCUUCAAUUUUCAAAGUAUGUU